Molecule: messenger RNA, 537 nt
Organism: Penicillium odoratum
Lineage: Eukaryota; Fungi; Ascomycota; Eurotiomycetes; Eurotiales; Aspergillaceae
Exons: 5
Coding region: 1-537 (178 amino acids)
Molecular function (GO): zinc ion binding; carbonate dehydratase activity
Source: RefSeq, a predicted model, not a curated record
AUGAGUGGCGGACCAGUCGUCAAGGAGAUGCUAGCACGCAAUCUCAAGUUUUCUCAAGACUAUAAAGCACCACCCAAUUUGAGACAAAUGGCCUCUGCAAUGAGAGCUUCUGGACUCGGGGUGAUAGUGUUAUCCUGUUCCGACCCUCGCCUCAAUCCAUACCAAAUCUUGGGUAUCGAUUCAACCAUAAAAGCGACCAUGGUGCGAAAUGCAGGUGGUCGGGCUUUUGACGCUAUCCGGACCUUAUCUGUGUUACAGACCAUUGGCGCUCCCGGUACCAUUAUAGUUAUGCACCAUACGGAUUGCGGCUUGACGCAUUUUCACGACGCCGACAUCAAACAGGCGCUACUCGAAAUUGCGCCCCAUGAAAAGGAGUUAAUCAAGGCCUCCGAAUUUGGAGAAAUAAAAAACAGCAUUGAGAACAGUAUCCGAGAAGAUAUUGCCCUCAUUAGGGCUUCUCCGCUAAUCAAAAAGAAUAUCCAGAUUCUUGGGCUUGCCUUUGAUACUAGUACUGGUCUUCUGACUGAGAUAGAGUAG